Molecule: messenger RNA, 1521 nt
Organism: Gossypium arboreum
Lineage: Eukaryota; Viridiplantae; Streptophyta; Magnoliopsida; Malvales; Malvaceae
Product: protein MAINTENANCE OF MERISTEMS-like
Exons: 4
Coding region: 1-1521 (506 amino acids)
Biological process (GO): meristem development; meristem maintenance
Source: RefSeq, a predicted model, not a curated record
AUGCCAUACUUACGGUUGGCCAGAUUUGGGGACGUCGUAUUGAUCCGAAGGUUUGACUUGAGGCCAAACUUACUAUCUGCCUUGGUUGAGCGGUGGUGUACGGAGACCCACACCUUCAUUAUGCCAUGCGAGGAGUGCAUUAUCACAUUAGAAGACGUUGCUAUGCAACUUGGGUUACGAGUUGACGGUACUGUGGUCACGGGUCGAAGCAAAGUGUUGGAACCUUCUGUAGUAUGCCACAGACUGCUUGGACGGUCUCAUCGUGAUGAGGAACAGAAUUUCACAUGCUUGACAUUAGCAUGGUUGAGAGCAAAUUUUAAGCAGUUAUCGAGCAUUGCCACUGAGCAGGAGGUGAUGUAUGUUGCUCGAGCCUAUAUUAUGCAGCUGAUUGGGGGGGUACUUCUUCCGAACAACACGUCUAAUAGAGUCCACUUAAAGUACUUUCCUCUAUUGGAGGAUUUUUCUCGUGCCGGUAGUUACAGCUGGGGAUCUGCAGUGUUGGCUGCAUUAUACUAUGAGCUCUGUCGUGCAACAAAACAUAGGGUUAGUAAUAUGGCUGGUUGUCUGGGUCUACUACAGUCUUGGGCUCUAUACAGGAUGCCGUUUCUAGCGGCUGUUAGGCACCAACCAUAUUCAUGGCCACUUAUAAAUAGAUGGGCGACGUCUCCGGGAAUUGGUGCGAGCCAGACAUUAAUCAUUUACCGUCAAAUAAUAGAGGCGUACGUCGGAGAGAAAUUUUUGUGGAUGCCGCCAGUGCUCAACUUCUCAACCGUUGAGUGGUACGACGGUGAUCGAGUUAUGCGACAAUUUGGGUGUAAACAAUUUGUGCCGGUCGAGCCACAACAGUUUGCUGAUGUCCGCGGUAAGACCAUGCAGGGGAGACAUACAUUAGAUUGGAGCGUGGAACAUCAAUGUUAUGUAGCACUAUGGAAUACCUGGUACGACAGGCAGCCUGAGAUGCACUCCUGCAUGUUUGACUUUAGUCCCUGGACAGAAUAUAUGCAGUGGUACAUGAAUCAAUGGCGAGUUUAUUUAUAUGGUGGACAACUUAUGAUAGUACCAGGUCACGGCUACAGACGUGGAAAUCAACCUACGGUGGAGGUAGAGGAUCAACAUAUGGCGGAGCCCGACUCAAAGGACCAAGUUUUAAACACAUCGGAGCAAUGGGUUGACACUUUUUGUGAUGAGUCCCAGAGUAGUUCAUAUAACCCGGACAUAGGUAGUUCGAGUUCAUAUCACCCGGACAUGGGUGGUUCAAGUUCAUAUCACCCGGACAUGGGUGGUUCGAGUUCAUAUCACCUGGAUAUAGGCGGUUCGAGUCUAUUUGACCUAGAGGAACCACUGACAUCAGUUGAUAUGUUUGGUAAUAACAUGUACUCCACCCCGCCUGAGGCCACGAUCGACCCAGUUUCCAAUCCUUCAGAUGUGUACAAUAGACCUCAACGUCCACCCCGUCAACGAAGGCCCCUAAACCGUUAUACCUCGAACAAUGAUACCACUCCUGGUUCUUUCCAAUUUUAA